AUGAAGCCCGGGCAUAGCUUGCCACAGGUGAUUGGGUUAACUGCAUCACUUGGGGUUGGUGGUGCUUCUAAUGAAGCGGAUGCUGUGAACCAUGUUGUACGCCUCUGUGCAUCUUUAGACUGCGUGGUUAUCAGUACUGUGCGAAUAAAUACUGAUGAACUUCGGAAAUUCUCCCCCAUAGUAGCGGACGAGAUUAUCUUACGCGAAGAUGAAGCUGGUCAUUUUCGCACCAUCUUUGUGGAUAUCCUGUGUGAGCUUAUGACAUCAUUCGAGGCUAAGUUGUACGAAAUUGUAGAGACUUACGGCCCACACAUCUCAAGCAAAUCGCCUUUGAGAUGGUACGGUGAAGAGAUUGAGGACCGUAAUUAUGUCGUCUAUACAAAGUUUGAGAAGGCACCCGACGCCAAACGCUUGCAAGGUUAUCUAAACUGGGUAAGUACACAUUUGAGACGCAUCGUGCCGGAAAUGCAGUUCGCUACCGAGUCGGCAAAGACAGAAGCAAUUGAAUUGUUGGAGAUCCUUUAUGUAAGUUAUGCAUCGCAACAUUGUCGCAGCUGACA
Cylicostephanus goldi is the source of this 560-nucleotide messenger RNA. The record is from the annotation of a GenBank genome assembly. NCBI's taxonomy places the organism in Eukaryota, Metazoa, Nematoda, Chromadorea, Rhabditida, Strongylidae.